Messenger RNA from Cherax quadricarinatus, 15557 nucleotides. It is a transcript of the gene Dhc64C, whose product is annotated as dynein heavy chain, cytoplasmic. Gene Ontology annotation, biological process: microtubule-based movement. Lineage: Eukaryota; Metazoa; Arthropoda; Malacostraca; Decapoda; Parastacidae. Gene Ontology annotation, cellular component: axonemal dynein complex. The record is from RefSeq and is a predicted model, not a curated record. Gene Ontology annotation, molecular function: ATP binding; minus-end-directed microtubule motor activity; dynein intermediate chain binding.
UUUCAUUACUUCUUGAGUCUAUGAUCUUGUGAGUCACCCAGGAACCUCCCAGUAGAGGUGACGGGCGGUGCUGGAAGCUGCAGCUGUCACUAACAUAACGUUCACUCGCAUGUUGCACCUCUCACUCUGACAGCCAUGGAUCCCGGUGAAGAAGGAGAGGGAGGAGGGGGUGGUCUUGAAGCUGUUGGUGCAGUAGCAGAUGUGGAAACGGUUGUAUGCUAUGUAAAACGUGUAGGAUCUGUUAUGCUGGAAGAUGAUGAUGAACCAUCUGUUGAACUUCAGACAGCGCUUAAUGCUCCACAGUACUUGGAGGUUAUUCGGAAAUUUAUUGGAGACCCGCAAACAAAAUCACUUCUCAUACAAAGAUGUGCCACAAAAGAAGAAACAGAAGAAGGUGGAGAGAUGGAAGAAGAAAAGGAAGUAGUGUAUCAUAUCUCAAGUGGUGUACAUUUUACCUCAAUAAAAAUGAAUAGUAUCCUGUUUAUCAAGAGAGGUGGGGUAAUUGAAGCAGACAAAUCCAUCUUGUCUCAGAUACGCACUUUGAACCUGAGUGAUGGCUCGCCAUAUGAGACACUCCAUGCAAUUGUAGCAAAUGCUGUUGCUCCAUACUUUAAAUCGUUUGUUAAAGAAUCUGGAAAGAUAGAGAGAGAUGGAGACAAGAUGGCACCAUCUGUUGAAAAAAAGAUUGCAGAGUUAGAAAUGGGCCUUCUGCAUUUACAACAAAACAUUGAUAUCCCUGAUAUAUCUUUGCCCAUCCAUCCAACUGUAGCACAGGUUAUCAAGAAGUGUGCUGAUGAAGGAACACGUCCAAAGGUUGCCGACUUUGGCGAUAGAGUUGAAGAUUCAAAUUUCCUUAACCAGCUGCAAAAUGGAGUGGCUAGAUGGAUCAGGGAAAUUCAGAAGGUAACCAAGCUGGAUAGAGAUCCAUCUAGUGGUACAGCUCUUCAGGAGAUAAGCUUCUGGCUCAACUUAGAAAGGGCCUUACUGAAGAUACAAGAUAAGCGAGAGAGUUUAGAGGUGGCUCUUACUCUGGAUGUUUUGAAGCAUGGAAAGCGUUUUCAUGCUACAGUUUCAUUUGAUACUGAUACUGGUUUGAAGCAAGCAUUAGCAACAGUCAAUGACUAUGCACCUCUUAUGAAGGAUUUCCCAUUAAAUGAUCUUUUGGCAGCCACAGAGUUAGAGAAAAUUCGCUCUGCAGUACAAGCUAUCUUUAACCACCUUAGGAAGAUUAGAUCAACAAAAUAUCCUAUUCAGAGAGCUUUAAGACUGGUGGAGGCUAUAUCAAGAGACUUGUCUUCACAGAUCCUCAAGGUUCUUGGGACUCGCCGUCUCAUGCACAUUGCAUUUGAGGAGUUUGAAAAAGUGAUGAGUCAGUGUUUUGACGUGUUCAUUACUUGGGAUGACGAAUAUGAAAAACUUCAGGGUCUUCUUCGAGAUAUUGUGAAGAAGAAGAGAGAUGAACAGCUGAAGAUGGUAUGGCGAGUAUCUCCUGCACAUAAAAGGUUGCAGUUGCGUAUGGAACAAAUGCGCAAAUUUCGUCGUCAGCAUGAACAGCUACGAACUGUCAUAGUGAGGGUUCUUCGGCCAACUGUGGUCAAGACGACAACUUUGGCAGAUGGUGAUACAGCAGAACUCAAACCAGAGAUGGAUGCAGCUGAUUUAAAUGCCAUUGAGGAGGUUAAUCUAGCCUAUGAAAAUGUUAAAGAAGUUGACGGACUUGAUAUUAGCAAAGAGGGUACAGAAAUGUGGGAAGCGGCUCUGAAGCGUUACGAUGAGCGCAUUGACCGUGUAGAGACUCGCAUCACUGCUCGCCUGAGAGACCAGUUGGGUACAGCCAAGAAUGCCAAUGAGAUGUUCCGCAUAUUUUCCCGUUUUAACGCCUUGUUUGUGCGUCCUCACAUUCGAGGUGCCAUUAGAGAAUAUCAGACUCAGCUCAUUCAGCGAGUGAAGGAUGACAUUGAGAGCCUUCAUGAAAAGUUUAAGGUUCAGUAUCCUCAAAGCAAAUCAUGUCGAAUGAGUCAUGUUCGAGACAUUCCUCCUGUAUCGGGCUCCAUUAUAUGGGCCAAACAGAUAGAUCGUCAACUAACUGCUUACAUGAGGAGAGUAGAGGAUGUUCUAGGCAAGGGAUGGGAGAGCCAUGUUGAAGGACAGAAGCUUAAAGGAGAUGGAGAUUCUUUCAGGCUCAAGUUGAAUACUCAAGAUAUAUUUGAUGACUGGGCAAGAAAGGUUCAGCAGCGCAAUUUGGGUGUCUCAGGCCGCAUCUUUGCAAUAGAAAUGCAUCGAUCAAAGACUGGUAAAGGAAAUGAGUGCAAAUUAAAAGUAAAUUUUCUGCCUGAAAUCAUCACACUUUCCAAGGAGGUUCGGAACCUGAAAAAUCUUGGCUUCAGGGUGCCGUUAGCUAUUGUUAACAAAGCACAUCAAGCCAAUCAACUGUAUCCAUUUGCAAUUUCCCUCAUAGAGAGUGUUCGCACUUAUGAAAGAACUUUGGAGAAGCUGUUGUCGCGGGGUGGACCACACAGCCCUGCCAUCAAAGCGUCCUUGUUGAUGGAAGACAAGACCAACAUACUGCUGCUUGUAGCAGGAAUGAGGAAGGAGGUUCAGGGAUUGGUUUCAGAGGGUAUGUCAUUGGUUUGGGAGUCGUACAAAUUGGACCCCUAUGUACAACGUCUUGCAGAGUGUGUCUUCAGCUUCCAAGAGAAGGUGGAUGACUUGCUUGUACUGGAAGAACAGCUAGAUAUUGAUGUGAGGUCACUCGAUACUUGCCAGUAUGCACAUUUCACAUUUGCCGAGAUUCUCAACAAGAUCCAGAAAGCUGUAGACGACUUGUCAUUGCAUCAGUACUCCAACCUUCACAUUUGGGUGCAGCGACUUGAUGAACAGGUUGAGAAAAAGUUGGCAGGACGUCUUCAGGCUGGUAUGCAGGCAUGGACUUCAGCACUGCAGGGGCAGAGACAGAAAGAUGAGGAUAUUGACAUUCCUAUGGAUACUGAUACACCAGACAAACCAACUCAUAAACCAGGAGGAGAUCCAAAGAUUACUCAAGUUGUGCAAGAAGUUCGUAUCACCAACCAGACAAUGUACAUGCAUCCAACCAUUGAAGAAGCACGUUAUCAAAUCAUGCAGCAGUUUUUCAGUUGGCAAGCAAUAGUGACCAGCCAAAAUCGUAUACAGAGUACACGCUACCAGGUUGGUUUAGAUCGCCCAACUACUCAGGUAUACAGGAAUUUGCUAACCAAGCUUCCUGAUGAGCAUGUAUACAUAAAAGCUGCUUAUCAUGCUGUUGACAUGGUUGUAUUUGAGGUGACCAACUAUGUUAAAGAGUGGUUGCAGUAUCAAGCACUCUGGGAUUUGCAGCCUGACCAUCUGUAUGGUCAGCUUGGAGAAGAUGUUGCCAAGUGGAUGAAGUUACUGCAAGACAUCAAACAGUGCCGAACAACCUUUGAUACUUCAGACACGAGACGCAGCUUUGGUCCUAUUGUGGUGGAUUACACAAAGGUUCAAAGCAAAGUGUCUCUGAAGUAUGAUUCAUGGCACAAAGAUGUUCUUAGCAAAUUUGGUCAACUUCUUGGACAAGAGAUGACACAUUUCCAUGCACAAGUAUCAAAAAGUAGGAGUGAGCUGGAACAACAGAGCAUUGAUGCAGCUAGUACCUCUGAUGCUGUAACACUCAUCACAUAUGUACAAUCAUUGAAGCGCAAGAUGAAAUCCUGGGAGAAACACGUUGAUAUGUACAAAGAGGGCCAACGUAUAUUGGAGCGUCAAAGGUUCCAGUUCCCAAAUCAGUGGCUUCAUGUUGACAACAUUGAAGGUGAAUGGGGAGCCUUUAAUGAGAUCAUUCGACGCAAAGAUUCUAGCAUUCAGACACAGGUGGCAUCACUGCAACUGAAGAUUGUUGCUGAAGACAAAGCUGUGGAAUCCAGAACAAAUGAUUUCCUUCAAGACUGGGAGCAUGGAAAACCUGUCGAAGGACACUUGCGUCCAGAUGAGGCUCUGCAACGUCUCACACUGUACGAAAGUAAGUUUACACGAUUAAAGGAUGAUCGUGAUAAUGUUGCCAAGGCCAAGGAAGCCUUGGAAUUACAAGAACCAGGUGCUCUUAAUACUUCGGAAGACCGAAUGACAGUGGCAUUUGAAGAACUUCAAGAUCUUAAAGGUGUUUGGGCUGAGCUAGCUAAGAUUUGGGAGCAGAUUGAUGAGAUGAAAGAGAAGCCUUGGUUGUCAGUACAACCACGUAAGCUUCGAGCCCAGCUGGAUCACCUCCUCACUCAGAUGAAGGACUUGCCUGCUCGUUUGCGUCAGUAUUCAAGCUACGAGUUUGUCAAGAGGCUUCUACAGGGUUACACCAAAGUAAACAUGACUAUUGUUGAAUUGAAGAGUGAUGCCCUCAAGGAAAGGCAUUGGAAGACCUUGAUGAAGCAGUUGCAUGUCAACUGGGUGUUGAGUGACCUUACUUUGGGACAAGUUUGGGAUGUUGACCUAAUGAGGAAUGAAGCUGUUAUAAAGAAUGUUAUUAUUACUGCUCAAGGAGAAAUGGCAUUGGAAGAGUUCCUCAAACAGGUGCGUGAAUCUUGGCAGAGCUAUGAGCUGGACCUCAUCAACUAUCAGAAUAAAUGUAAACUUAUUCGAGGCUGGGAUGACCUUUUCAAUAAGGUCAAGGAGCACAUAAAUUCCGUGGCAGCCAUGAAACUCUCUCCAUACUACAGAGAGUUUGAGGAAGAAGCACUCACUUGGGAAGAAAAGCUGAAUCGCAUUAAUGCAGUGUUUGACGUUUGGAUUGAUGUUCAGCGACGAUGGGUGUAUCUUGAGGGAAUCUUCUCUGGCUCUUCGGACAUCAAAGCCCUAUUACCAGUAGAAACAUCACGUUUUGGCAGUAUUAGCACAGAGUUCUUAAACCUGAUGAAGAAGGUCAGUAAAUCUCCUAUGGUGAUGGAUGUGCUGAAUAUUCAAGGCGUUCAGCGUUCCUUAGAGCGUUUGGCAGAUCUUCUGGGCAAAAUUCAGAAGGCACUUGGAGAGUAUUUAGAGCGAGAGAGGUCCUCAUUCCCAAGAUUCUACUUUGUGGGAGAUGAGGAUUUGCUGGAAAUCAUUGGUAAUAGCAAGAACAUUCCUCGCCUUCAGAAGCACUUCAAGAAAAUGUUUGCUGGUGUUACUGCUAUCAACCUUGAUGAAACUGAAACUAUUGUCACUGGGAUUGCUUCCCGUGAAGGUGAAAUGGUACCAUUCAACAAGGUAGUUUCAACAGUGGACUAUCCAAAAAUCAAUGAGUGGCUUAAGCAAGUGGAAUAUGAGAUGCGCAUGACACUUGCCCAAAAUUUAGCAGCAGCUGUUGCAGAUAUCAAGCAGUUUAAACAUGGUCCCAUUGACACAGCAAGCUAUCUUCAAUGGUGUGACAAAUAUCAAGCACAACUUGUUGUAUUGGCUGCGCAGAUCUCUUGGAGUGAAGAGGUGGAAGCUGGGCUGUCUGCAGCUGCUAAUGGUGACAUGGGUCCCUUACAACAGACAUUGGCACAGGUUGAAGCAACUCUGACUGUAUUGGCAGACUCUGUUCUCCAGGAACAGCCUCUCCUGAGGCGCAAAAAAUUAGAGCACUUGAUAAGUGAAUUUGUUCACAAGAGGACUGUAACUAGAAAUCUGAUCAAGAAUAAAGUGGUGAAUCCCAAGUCAUUUGAUUGGCUAUGCCAGAUGAGAUUCUACUUCGACCCCAAGCAAAAUGAUCCUCUAAAGCAACUGAGCAUCCAUAUGGCCAAUGCAAAAUUCAACUAUGGAUUUGAGUACCUAGGUGUACAGGAUAAACUUGUACAGACACCACUAACAGAUCGUUGCUAUCUCACCAUGACACAAGCUCUUGAAGCCCGUUUAGGAGGCUCACCCUUUGGACCUGCUGGCACAGGCAAAACAGAAUCUGUUAAGGCACUUGGCAACCAGCUUGGUCGCUUUGUGCUAGUCUUCAACUGUGAUGAGACCUUCGACUUCCAAGCAAUGGGGCGCAUCUUUGUUGGGCUUUGCCAGGUUGGAGCUUGGGGAUGCUUCGAUGAGUUCAACCGUUUGGAGGAGAGAAUGUUAUCAGCCGUGUCCCAGCAAAUACAGACUAUACAAGAAGCAUUAAAAGACAAAGCUGGAGAAAAAUCUGGGUCCCAGGUGUUCACUGUUGAGCUGGUGGGCAAGCAGGUCAAAGUUUCAACGGAUAUGGCUAUCUUCAUCACCAUGAACCCUGGCUAUGCUGGCCGUUCGAACCUACCUGAUAAUCUGAAGAAGCUGUUCCGUUCCCUGGCAAUGACCAAACCUGACCGACAGCUUAUUGCUGAGGUCAUGCUCUUCAGUCAGGGCUUCAGAUCAGCCGAAAAGCUUGCUAGCAAAAUUGUUCCUUUCUUUAAGCUAUGUGAUGAGCAGCUAUCCAAUCAGUCUCACUAUGAUUUUGGUUUGCGAGCCUUGAAAUCUGUGCUUGUGUCUGCUGGUAAUGUUAAACGUGACCGUAUUCAGCGAAUCAAGGAGGGUUUGAGGAGUCGUGAAGAUGCACUUAUUGAUGAGGGAACUAUAGCAGAGAACCUUCCUGAGCAAGAGAUUUUGAUUCAGAGUGUAUGUGAGACCAUGGUUCCAAAGCUUGUAGCAGAGGACAUACCAUUGCUAUUCUCUCUACUGUCAGAUGUAUUCCCAGGCAUUGAGUAUACUCGUGCACAGAUGACUGGACUAAAGGAUGAGAUUAGGAAGGUGUGUGCUGAACAGUUCCUGAUCUGUGGAGAAGGAGAAGAACAAGGAGCUCAUUGGAUGGAGAAGGGGAGUAUCCCUGGGGAGGGCUGGUGUGAGAAGGUACUGCAAUUAUAUCAAAUAAGCAAUUUGAACCAUGGCUUGAUGAUGGUGGGUCCCAGUGGAUCUGGGAAGUCUACUGCUUGGCGUGUUCUCCUCAGAGCUCUGGAACGCUUUGAGGGAGUGGAGGGUGUUGCUCAUGUCAUUGAUCCUAAGGCCAUGAGCAAAGAAACAUUAUAUGGUGUUCUGGAUCCAAAUACUCGAGAAUGGACAGAUGGGCUCUUUACCCACAUUCUAAGAAAGAUAAUUGACAAUGUGCGUGGAGAAAUCAACAAGCGGCAGUGGAUUAUCUUUGAUGGUGAUGUUGAUCCAGAAUGGGUUGAGAACUUGAACUCUGUACUGGAUGAUAACAAGUUGCUCACACUUCCUAAUGGAGAGCGAUUGUCAAUCCCACCAAAUGUCCGCAUUAUGUUUGAGGUUCAAGAUCUAAAGUAUGCAACACUGGCAACGGUCUCACGUUGUGGCAUGGUAUGGUUCUCGGAGGAUGUGCUGUCAGUGGAGAUGAUCUUUGAGAACUUCCUUGCUCGCCUUUCCAACAUUCCUAUUGAAGAGACAGAAGAAGAUGCUGCUUUCAUGAAGAAAGCUGAGAAGAAGAAAGAUGAUGACAUUACACCAACACUGCAGGUUCAGCGUGAUGUUGCAGCUAUUUUUGCACCACAUUUAACACCUGAUGGUUUGGUUGUUAAGUGUCUUGAAUAUGCCACCAACAACUUGGAACACAUAAUGGACUUCACCCGAAUGCGUGCUUUGUCCUCACUCUUUGCUCUCCUAAAUCAAGCUGUGAGGAAUGUUGUACAGUACAACAACACCCAUCUAGAUUUCCCAAUGCAGUCAGAUCAGCUUGAGAGGUACAUUCCAAAGGCUUUGGUACACUCGCUACUAUGGAGUUUUGCUGGUGAUGGCAAACUGAAAGCACGUAGCGAUAUGGGCGACUUCAUUCGUAACUGUACUACUAUUCCUCUGCCACCCAACAUAAACACCCCUGUCAUUGACUAUGAGGUGUCCAUCAGUGGUGAAUGGAUGUUAUGGUCUGCAAAGGUUCCUAGUAUGGAGGUUGAAACACACAAGGUUGCUGCGCCAGAUGUGGUGGUUCCCACUGUUGACACAGUGCGUCACGAAGCUCUCCUCUAUACUUGGCUUGCUGAACACAAGCCAUUAGUUUUGUGUGGUCCUCCUGGAUCAGGUAAAACUAUGACACUCUUCUCGGCUUUGAGAGCUUUGCCUGAUUUGGAAGUUGUUGGAUUAAACUUCUCCAGUGCAACAACCCCAGAGCUGCUUCUCAAGACAUUUGACCACUAUUGUGAAUACCGUAAGACACCAAAUGGCAUAAUCCUAUCACCUGUUCAGUUGGGCAAGUGGUUGGUGGUAUUUUGCGAUGAAAUAAACCUUCCAGACAUGGACAAAUAUGGCACCCAGCGGGUUAUUAGCUUCCUUCGGCAAAUGGUGGAACAUGGUGGAUUUUACCGAGUGUCAGAUCAAGCUUGGGUCAAGUUGGAACGUAUCCAGUUCGUAGGUGCUUGCAAUCCACCAACGGACCCUGGACGUAAGCCUCUCUCCCAUCGCUUCUUGCGCCAUGUACCUGUUGUGUAUGUGGACUAUCCAGGAGAGACUUCUCUAAAGCAGAUUUAUGGUACUUUCAACAGAGCCAUGCUGCGGAUCAUUCCAUCCCUCAGAUCAUAUGCAGAUCCACUCACAAAUGCUAUGGUAGAAUUUUAUCUUCAGUCUCAGGAGAGGUUUACUCAAGACAUGCAGCCCCACUAUGUAUACUCUCCACGAGAGAUGACUCGCUGGGUUCGUGGAAUUUGUGAGGCAAUUAGACCACUGGAGACUCUUGAUGUGGAGGGUCUAGUGAGGUUGUGGGCGCAUGAAGCCCUUAGGCUUUUCCAUGACCGUUUGGUUACUAACGAUGAACGCAAGUGGACAAAUGAGAAUGUUGAUGCAAUCGCACUCAAGCACUUCCCAAACAUUGAUAGUGAAAGAGCACUGCUGCGUCCUAUCCUGUACUCUAACUGGCUGUCCAAGGAUUAUCUUCCGGUUGAUCAGGAAGAACUCAGGGACUACGUCAAGGCCAGGCUCAAGGUAUUCUAUGAAGAGGAAUUGGAUGUGCCAUUAGUGCUGUUUAAUGAAGUCUUGGAUCAUGUUCUCCGUAUUGAUCGAAUUUUCCGCCAGCCACAAGGCCAUCUCUUGCUUAUUGGAGCUUCAGGUGCUGGUAAAACAACAUUGUCUCGCUUUGUAGCUUGGAUGAAUGGCUUGUCCAUCUUCCAAAUCAAAGUUCACAACAAAUACACACCAGAGGACUUCGAUGAGGAUUUACGAGCUGUAUUGAGACGCUCUGGCUGUAAGGAUGAGAAAAUUUGCUUUAUCCUUGAUGAGUCAAAUGUGCUGGACUCCUCCUUCCUUGAGCGCAUGAAUACACUUUUAGCUAAUGGAGAAGUGCCAGGGUUGUUUGAGGGUGAUGAAUAUACAACACUUAUGACACAGUGUAAAGAGGGCAGUCAGCGUGAGGGUCUAAUGCUCGACUCCAGUGAAGAACUAUACAAAUGGUUCACAGGACAGGUUAUGCGCAAUCUUCAUGUUGUAUUCACAAUGAAUCCAUCAACAGAUGGGCUUAAAGACCGAGCUGCUACUUCUCCAGCCUUGUUCAACAGAUGUGUACUUAACUGGUUUGGAGAUUGGUCUAAUGGUGCUUUGUUCCAGGUUGGUAUGGAAUUUACCAAUCGUAUUGAUUUGGAUAAGAUGAACUGGCAUCCUCCGGACUACUUCCCUGUAGCAUUUGAACGUUUGCCAGUACCCCCAUCUCACCGUGAUGCUAUUAUUAAUGCCUUCGUGCAUGUUCAUCAGACACUGCACCGAGCAAAUGCACGUUUAGCCAAGCGUGGAAGUACUGUGAUGGCUAUCACGCCAAGGCAUUACCUGGAUUUCAUUAACCAUUUUGUGAAGCUGUAUAAUGAAAAGAGAUCAGAGCUUGAAGAGCAACAGCUUCAUCUAAAUGUUGGUUUAGGCAAAAUUGCUGAGACAGUAGAACAGGUAGAACAAAUGCAGAAAUCUUUGGCUAUUAAAAAUCAAGAGCUGCAGGCUAAGAAUGAAGCUGCCAAUUUGAAGCUAAAGCAGAUGGUGAAGGAUCAGCAAGAAGCAGAAAAACAGAAGGUUGCCAGUCAAGAGCUGCAAGAACAGCUUGAAGCCCAAACAGAAGGUAUUAGUAUUAAACGUGAGGAAGUUAUGAAGGAUUUGAGCAAGGUGGAACCUGCUGUACAAGAUGCCCAGAAUGCUGUUAAGAGCAUUAAGAAACAACACUUGGUUGAGGUUCGAUCAAUGGCUAAUCCUCCUCCAAUGGUAAAAUUAGCCUUGGAGUCUAUCUGUCUUCUUCUUGGUGAAGCAACAUCUGACUGGAAGACUAUAAAGUCUAUUAUCAUGAAGGACAAUUUCAUUAGCACUGUUGUCAAUUUCAACACUGAUGACUUGCCUGAUGAUAUCAGAGAAAAGAUGAAGAGCAGAUACCUCAGUAACCCAGACUACAACUUUGAGAAGGUAAAUCGUGCUUCUUUGGCUUGUGGCCCAAUGGUGAAAUGGGCUAUUGCACAAAUAGAAUUUGCUGAUAUGCUGAAGAGGGUAGAACCUUUAAGGAAUGAGUUGCGUAGCUUAGAAGAUAUGGCAAAUGAAAACAAGAAAAAGCAUGAAGAUGUAAAAUCAUUCAUCAAUCGCCUGGAGCGCUCCAUUGCUGCAUAUAAGGAUGAAUAUGCUGUGCUCAUCUCUCAGGCCCAAGCCAUCAAGACAGAUUUAGAAAAUGUGCAGGCCAAGGUAGACCGUUCUAUGGCUCUCAUUAGGAACUUGAGUAUUGAGAAGGAUCGCUGGGCUGCAACAUCAGAUACAUUCAAAUACCAAAUGUCAACAAUAAUUGGUGAUGUGUUGUUGUCAUCUGCAUUCUUAGCUUAUGGUGGAUACUUUGAUCAGCAGUUCCGUGAGAAUUUGUUCACUAACUGGUGCCAUCAUCUCCAGCAAGCAAGCAUCCAGUUCCGUGGUGAUAUUGCUCGAACUGAAUAUUUGUCAAAUCCAGAUGAAAGACUGAGGUGGCAGGCAAAUGCACUUCCUGCUGAUGAACUCUGUACAGAGAAUGCAAUUAUGCUGAACAGGUUCAAUAGAUAUCCACUGAUCAUUGAUCCAUCUGGCCAAGCUACAGACUUCAUCAUGAAUGAGUUCAAGGACAGAAAAAUAACUAAGACCAGCUUUUUGGAUGAUUCCUUCAGAAAGAAUUUGGAGUCUGCACUUCGAUUUGGUAACCCACUGCUGGUACAGGAUGUAGAGAAUUAUGAUCCAAUUCUCAACCCUGUAUUGAAUCGUGAACUGAGGAGGACUGGAGGACGUGUACUUAUAACACUUGGAGAUCAGGACAUUGAUUUAUCUCCAGCAUUCACUAUAUUCCUGUCUACACGUGACCCAACUGUGGAGUUUCCUCCUGACAUAUGUUCUCGUGUUACAUUUGUCAAUUUCACUGUGACAAGAUCAUCACUUCAGUCUCAAUGCUUAAACCAAGUUCUUAAGGCAGAACGACCUGAUAUUGAUGACAAGAGGUCCAACCUCCUCAAAUUGCAGGGCGAGUUCCAGCUCCGCCUGAGGCAGUUGGAAAAGAACUUGUUACAAGUACUGAAUGAUGCUAAGGGCCAAAUUCUGGAUGAUGAUUCUGUGAUUACAACUUUGGAGACACUCAAGAAGGAAGCUGCAGACAUCUCAUUGAAAGUGCAGGAAACAGAUAAGACGAUGAAUGAAAUUGAAAUGGUUUCACAGCAGUAUCUUCCACUGUCUACUGCAUGCUCCAGCAUCUACUUUACCUUGGAUGCUCUCCAUCAAGUUCACUUUCUGUACCAGUACUCACUGCAUUUCUUCCUUGAUGUGUUCACUGAUGUUCUUUCCAACAAUCCAAACAUCAAAGACCAAACAGAUUAUGCUCGUAGAUUGUCAAUCAUAACGAAUGAUCUCUUCCAGCUGACAUACACACGUGUUGCACGUGGAAUGGUGCACACAGAUCAGCUUGUCUUUGCUAUAUUAUUAGCACGCAUUCGUCUUCGUGGUGUGACAUCAGAGUCAUCGUAUGAUUCAGAAUUCCAAUUCUUGUUGAAGAGCAAAGAGGGUCUUUUAAGCUCGAAUAUUUCGGCCAUGCCUGGACUCACACCAGAACAGACAGAUUCAAUGUUAAGGCUGAGUAACAAAGUGCCAGCUUUUGGUAAUGUGGACCGGUUUGUGGGAAACAAGGAUUUCCAGAACUGGCUUGAGUCUGCAACUGCUGAGCUGAAUGUUCCAACCAUUUGGGAAACGGAGAAACAGCUCACACCAAUUGGUCAGUCCAUGUACCAGGUGUUAGCUAUUCAGGCAUUCAGACCUGAUAGAUUGUGUGCAGCAGUUAGCAUCUUUGUGAAUAAUGUGUUGGGGGAUGGUUUCCUAGCCAUUGGAGAACGCGAGGUAGAUAUGGCAGGAAUAGUUGAGAAUGAAGUGAAAGCCAGUACUCCAGUACUCAUGUGUGCUGUUCAAGGCUUUGAUGCUUCUGCAAGGGUUGACGAUUUAGCUACUGAGCGGAACAAGCCAAUUACGGCUAUUGCUAUUGGAUCAGCUGAAGGCUUCAGUCAGGCAGAGAAAGUAAUCAACUCUGCAGUUAAAAAUGGAAGGUGGGUGAUGCUGAAGAAUGUUCAUCUAGCUCCUGGCUGGCUUGUUCAGUUGGAAAAGAAAUUGCAUUCACUACACCCUCAUCCACAGUUUCGUCUGUUCCUCACCAUGGAAAUUACUCCUCGUUUGCCAGUUAACCUCUUGCGAGCUGGUCGUGUAUUUGUCUUUGAGCCACCACCUGGUGUGAGGGCUAAUUUGAUGCGAACAUUUAGCACAGUACCAGCAUCUCGUAUGAUGCGUGCUCCCAGCGAGCGUGCACGACUGUACUUCAUCUUGGCCUGGUUCCAUGCCAUCACUCAGGAACGGUUGCGCUAUGCUCCUCUUGGCUGGGCUAAAUACUAUGAGUUCAAUGAGUCAGACUUGAGGGUAGCUUGUGAUACACUUGACACUUGGAUUGAAGCUACAGCAAUGGGACGAACAAAUCUUCCACCUGAAAAAGUACCGUGGGAUGCUUUGGCCACCCUAAUGUCCCAGUGCAUCUAUGGUGGUAAAAUUGAUAAUGAAUUUGAUCAGCGACUCCUUACUUCAUUCCUCUCAAAGCUGUUUACACCAAGGAGCUUUGACCCUGAUUUCCCAUUGGUCUCCAAUGUUGAUGGCAUUGAGGGUGAGAAUAUUACCAUGCCAGAUGGUAUCCGAAGAGACCAGUUCCUACAUUGGAUUGAAAAUCUUAGUGAUCGCCAGACUCCAUCAUGGCUUGGACUGCCAAACAAUGCUGAGAAGGUUCUCCUUACCACCAGAGGUACUGACAUGCUGAGCAAAUUGUUAAAGAUGCAGGUACUGGAGGAUGAUGACGAGUUAGCCUACGGAGGAGAUGAGACCCCUGGCACUGAGCGCAAGAACGUGGAGGGUCGACCAUCAUGGAUGGUGACACUUCACCAGUCUGCUGUGACAUGGCUCUCCCACUUACCAGAGUCACUUAGCACAUUACGUCGUACUUUGGACAAUAUCAAAGAUCCCUUAUAUCGUUACUUUGAACGUGAGGUCAACUCUGGAGCGAAGUUGCUUCGUAUUGUGAGAAUUGAUCUAAGUGAUGUCCUACUCAUCUGCAAGGGCGAGAAAAAGCAAACGAACUACCAUCGCACAAUGGUAAGUCAGCUAGUGAAAGGCAUCAUUCCUGAUCAGUGGAAAGCAUACACAGUCCCUCGUGGAGCAACUGUCAUCCAGUGGAUUACAGACUUUUCACAGAGAGUUAGACAGCUUCAAGAAAUUUCUCAACAGGUUGCUCAGUUUGGCGCUACAGAACUCAAGAAUGUUACAGUAUGGCUUGGAGGCCUCUUCAACCCUGAGGCUUAUAUUACAGCCACAUGCCAAUGUGUUGCUCAGGCUAAUUCAUGGUCGCUUGAGGAACUUAUGUUGGAAGUUUCAAUUGCUGAUUCUGAAGGCCAGAUUACCUCUCGUGGGGGCUUCAGUGUAAAGGGUUUGAAGCUACAGGGUGCAGUAUGUGUUGAGAAUGCCUUGCAGCUGACUCCAACAAUUAUGACUGAUCUGCCCAUGGUCACCCUCCAUUGGGUGCAUGUAGAAGUCACAGAUACCAAUAAGAUAACUCUGCCAGUGUACCUUAAUGCCACAAGGACUGAUAUUCUCUUCACUGUAGAUCUUAACAUGGCUGCUAACCAGAGUCCCCAUAGCUUCUAUGAGAGAGGUGUUGCUUUGUUGGCAUCUGUCAGUCUUAACUGAAGUUCAUAUUAAAUUCUUGUUUGUAUUUAUAUAUAUUUAAUUAUUUGGGCCUUGGGCAAGAGUUAAUUGAAAUUUUAUUUAUUCUAUAAAGGAUGAAAUAGACUCGACCCUUUCACUGUCAGUCCCGUAAUAUUACUGCUUGCAAGCCAGUGUCGAUCCCGUAAUACUACGCCAAAAUUCUAGCGCCUUCAUAUCUGGUGGGAGAAAACUGGUAGGUCUACAUGCGAGAGAAUGGGUUUGUGUGCACAGUAUAAAAAAAAUCCUGCAGCACACAGUGCAUAAUGAGAAAAGAGGACUCCGUGUUUUUGGCUUAAAACACCAACUUUGCGGUGUAUUUUCGUGUGGUAUUUAUAGCUGUAUUCUUGUUUUCUUGGUCUCAUUUGAUAGAAUGGAAGAUAUAUUACAGAAAUAGAGAUGAUUUUGAGUAGUUUUCUGACUAAAAUUACCUUAAAAUUGAACUCAAAAUAGCAGAAGUGUUCGAUUUUUGCUGAUGCUCAAGAGUUGACAAAUCACGCCACACAUACAAUUCACGUCAACUGGUGGGUGUAAUAUGCUUUCACAAAUGUGCUGAUAUUAUUUAUACCAUUUUUACAAUAUUGCCGUAGUCUGCAUAAGUCUUUUAAUUUUUUGUGUGAAUGAAAAUUCAAAAUGGAAAGCAAGCAUAAUAUAAGAGGGGCCUGGAGACAUGACUAAUGAACAGAGAGUUAUUUUAGAGCUAGGAAUGUUUACAUUGUUAAUUUGGACCCUGUUUUGAAAUUGGCCUUGAAUUGUGUAUGAAAUUGGCCAAAUUAACAAUUUCUGAUCACUUUAUUGGAUAGUUGAAAUCAGUAAAUGGGCGCUUUAUUGCAUUCAAUCGAUAGAACAAAUGGAGUUCUAGUGAAAUAGCUACAAGUUUGGUCAACUGGAGCAAUGGUAUUGGCUGAAAAUAGGGCUCAAAGUGGGUUAAAGUUGGUGAUGCGUAAAUAUUGCCUAGACCGCUAACUUCACAAGAGCGUUAUUCUGUAAGUUUUCUCAUCAAAUUUUGUACUUUUGGUGUCCUUACAAUCUGGAAAAGAUUCUCUAUCAUUUCCUAAGAAAAAAUAAUUUUUUUUUUUAAUUCUUCGACACUGAGAGCAAGUUUGUGAGCAGGGGUCUCGUUUGUGAAAGGGUUAAAGAAGUUUCUAGUCUUGACGUUUUUGAUCAUUCCAUUUACAAUAAAUUAAGAAUUACUUUAAAGUAUAAUUGAUAUAUUCUGAGUUCAAAACUAAUCAUCAGCAAGAAGAAAAAUUGCUAGUAAAAUUUACUUGCUAGUAUGUUACAUUUGUCUGAAACAAAUCAUGAGCCUACAAAUUGGAAAGAAUGUAAUAAUAUUCAAUAAGGACACUAUAAUGGCUCAUUAAUAAUUAAUUGUAUUUGUAACACCUAAAUAAAAAAUUUAAAACCCA